Acanthoscelides obtectus is the source of this 772-nucleotide messenger RNA. The record is from the annotation of a GenBank genome assembly. Lineage: Eukaryota; Metazoa; Arthropoda; Insecta; Coleoptera; Chrysomelidae.
AAAAUAUGAAUAUUCUUUAUUCUGUUUGAUCAUUUUUUAGUGGAUUCUGGUAUAUUCUCUUCAAGAUCGUAUAUUUUUAAGAAAAAAUGGUAAACCCUUUCUCUUUGAGGAUGCCAACAGAGAUAGAUGACGAUUCAGAUAACAUAUAAGGGGUCGGCAACCUACAUGGGUUUAGAAGCUUUACGGUUCGGUCUGAGCGAAAAUGUUUUCAGAUCUGAGAAUCCUGAGCACGAUUGCUACUGCACUAAACUGAUGUCCGACGAAACUGGAAAGAAGAGUUGCUUUUUGGACGGAACGUUGGAUGUUCAAAGCUGUCUAGGUGUUCCUGUCUUAUUGUCAUUGCCACAUUUCUUGUACGCCGACCAGACGUAUUUCAGAAAAGUUAAAGGCAUUUCUUCACCAAACAAGGAUGAACAUGAGAUAUACCUGUUGGUUGAACCAAAUACUGGCACUCCACUGCAAGGGAUGAAAAGAGUUCAAAUGAAUAUGAUUCUACGACCAAUCACAUUCCUGGAGUACACGAAAAACCUUCCUCGAGCAGUUUAUCCUCUCCUAUGGCUCGAAGAGGGAGCCAGCUUAACACCAGACCUAGUAGACGAAAUAAAUUCUAAGCUAUUCAAGGUUAAGAAAAUUGCCACCUACUUCUUAUUUGCUCUGAUGGGUGUUGUAUCUGUUGCAAUUGUGGCUUCGAGUACCCAUCUUGUCAGGACGACAUUCUUGCUCAAACGUUAGUUCAAAUGAUAUGUUUAUUCAAUAUAGUAUUUUUGAAUAA